Molecule: messenger RNA, 1138 nt
Organism: Anastrepha ludens (Mexican fruit fly)
Lineage: Eukaryota; Metazoa; Arthropoda; Insecta; Diptera; Tephritidae
Exons: 3
Coding region: 130-981 (283 amino acids)
Biological process (GO): phosphatidylinositol phosphate biosynthetic process; inositol metabolic process; signal transduction
Molecular function (GO): inositol monophosphate 1-phosphatase activity
Source: RefSeq, a predicted model, not a curated record
GAUGAUACAUUGGUGUAGGAAGUCGCAGUAAUAAUCGCAGAAAAAAAAAACAAUAAUAAACAGAGAAAGAACCAUUCUCUUAAUUAUUUUUUUGUUGUUACAUUACAAAUAAACCCACAACAAAUUAAAAUGUCUGACAUUAGUGAAAAACAAACAAUACAUAACUACUAUAAUGUCGCUUUGGAAUUGGUAAUGAAAUGUGGUCCAAUAGCCUUUGAAGGUUAUGAAAAGGCCGAAGCUGACUUUCAAACAAAAUCCGCUUUCUAUGAUCUUGUAACUAUUUAUGAUAAGAAAGUGGAAGAUCUACUCAUUGAGGGGCUGCAAAAAGCCUUUCCCGAAACGAAAUUCAUUGGUGAGGAGAAUACAGCGGAAGACAAAAGUGAACCGGUAUUGACAGAUGCGCCCACAUGGAUUAUUGAUCCAAUAGAUGGGACAACAAAUUUUAUUCGCCGAUUUCCCAAUUGGUGUAUAUCCGUUGGUUUGGCUAUACGAAAGGAAUUAGUAGUGGGUAUAGUUUAUCUUCCAGUGGUAAAUGAGAUGUAUUCGGCAUGGAAGGGCCAUGGCGCUUAUCUGAAUGGGCAGCCUAUCAGUGUCAGCAAAUGUACUAAUAUCAACAGCGCUGUUGUUGGCACAGAAAUGUCACUCAUUCAACGACCAGCCGUACGAGACAAACAUGUUAAGCGUCUGUGUAAGCUGGCAUCAAAUUGCAGUGGUUGUCGCAGCAUUGGCAGUGCAGCUGUAACGCUGUGCUAUGUGGCACGUGGCAGCCUUGAUUGCUUUGCCGUAGAAGAUCUGCAACCGUGGGAUAUUGCAGGAGGUGCUUUGAUAAUACGCGAAGCUGGUGGCUUGGUAUGCCACUCAAAAGGUGGUGAAUUUUCCAUAUUGAAACCGGACUGUAUUGCUGCAGCUACGCCUGAACUGGCUAAGGAUAUGAUAGAAUUGAUCAAUGAAGCCGAUCAGUUAACAGAAUUUACUUUUUGAAUUAAUGGAGGAUUGAUAAUCAGUGAUGCGAAAUAGCAACAACAAUUUAAAUAUUCUUCGCCAUUAGGUGGUACGAUAUGUUAACAGAAAUAUAAAGCUUUUCCAACUUUCAUAGUAUUAAGAAAUUACAAGUAAUAAAAAUAGUUAUUAAUCAAUA